AUGCAGGGACGGGUAUUUCACGACCUUCUCCCACAGAUAAUCGAUGAUGUUUUCCAGAACAGGAUACAAGAGAGCCAGCUGCUUGAGGCAUGCCGGAAAGCAUUGAACGAUGCGCAGUCCAUUCAACUUGUGCCAAUAAUAGCAGCUGGCCUGCACCGGCGCCUCGAGUCCCAUCUUGGAGCAACCCACAACAACCUGCUCAAGUCUCCUUCUACUUCUCAAUCUCCAGAGAAAUUUUCGAACGAGGCUCAGUCCUCAUUUGAAGGCGUUGCAAUCGUUGGCAUGUCCGGCAGGUUCCCUGGUGCCGAGUCUCUUGACGAGUUCUGGGCAGUUCUUGAGGAAGGUGUGGACCUCUGUCGCCAGAUACCCAGCGAUCGCUUCGACAUCAAAGCGCACAACGGAGAUGCUUCAGAUAUGUCAUCAAUCUCCCCAUAUGGGUGCUUCAUCGACAGGCCAGGGAUGUUCGAUGCCCGCUUAUUCAACAUGUCACCUCGUGAGGCAGCCUCCACCGACCCUGGUCAGAGGCUGUUGCUCAUGUCGACCUACGAGGCUCUCGAGAUGGCCGGCUACACGCAGGCCCCGCGUGAGGAAGAAAGGGACACGAAAGUCGGCACUUUCUUCGGCCAGACCAUCGAUGACUGGAAGGAGUAUAACGCCGCCGAGAACGUCGACAUGUACUAUGUCACAGGCGGCAUCCGGGCCUUCAGUGCCGGCCGGGUCAACUAUCACUUCAAGUGGGACGGCCCGUCCUACAGCGUGGACAGCGCCUGCUCCUCCAGCCUGCUCGCCAUCCAGCUCGCGUGCAACUCGCUGCGCUCGGGCGAGUCCAACAUGGCUGUUGCGGGCGGGUCGAACAUCCUGACCGGGUGCAACAUGUACGAGGGCCUGAGCAGGGGUAGCUUCCUCUCAAAGACGGGGUCUUGCAAGACCUUCGACAGCAGUGCCGAUGGGUAUUGCCGAGGAGAGGGUGUCGGGGUCGUCGUGCUAAAGCGCCUCCCAGACGCCGUGGCGAACCGUGACCCCAUUCUUGCUGUCAUCAGAUCUUCCGCAACAAACCACUCGGCCCAGGCCGUGUCCAUCACGCAUCCACACGUUGAGACCCAGGAGAGGUUGUACCGGGAUGUGCUUUCUCAGGGAGGGCUUGAGCCUGCCGAGGUCGAUUACGUGGAAUGCCAUGGCACAGGCACCCAAGCUGGAGAUGGUGCCGAGUCUACGUCUGUCUACAAUGCGCUUUGCAAGACACCACGCGCGCGACCACUAGUGAUUGGCUCGAUAAAGCCCAACAUUGGCCACGGAGAGGCCGCAGCGGGGGUAUCGUCUCUGAUCAAGAGCGUCAUGAUGCUUCAGCGCGACACGUUCCUGCCACACGUCGGCAUCAAGGGCGAGAUCAACCCAAAGUUGCCUCCAUUUGCGGACAAAUACCGCAUUGCGACACACGCUCCAUUCCGGCGGCAAGAUGGGAAGACCAGGAAGGUCAUGAUCAACAACUUCAGCGCCGCUGGUGGGAACACCAGCAUCGUUCUCGAGGACGCAGCCUUGAUUGCAGGUGGAAGCCCAUUCGAGCAUGUCGCAGAUCCACGUACCACACAUGUGGUCACGGUGUCUGCAAAGACGCUCGCUUCGCUCCGGGGAAAUAUGGAACGGCUCCGGGACUUUAUGUUAGCAUCCACUUCCUCUGUUUCUUUGGCAGAUGUUGCAUAUACGACCACCGCCAGAAGACUGCAUCAUCCUAUGAGAAAGGCAUAUGCGGUCAAGUCCGCGGCGGAAUUGGCCACCGAGCUUGAAAAAGACUGCGCAGAGUGGGACGAAUCUCAUUCGGUGGCCCAAAAGCCACCAUCCCUUGUUUUCGCCUUCCCAGGCCAAGGCAGCAGCAUCGUCGGUACCGCAAAGGUUCUAUACGACAGCUCCGCGUCAUUCCGGCGCAUAACUGGCGAGCUAGACUCAUUGUGCGAGGCUCAGGGCCUCCCCUCAAUCCUCCCACCGCUCCUGGGAGAGCCAUCCGCCUCGGACCCCUCGCCGCUGGAAAGCCAGCUCUGCAUGGCCCUCCUAGAGGUCGCAAUGGUGCGACUCUGGAAGUCAUGGGGGGUUGAGCCGAGCCUCGUUACCGGCCACAGCCUUGGCGAGUACGCGGCGCUGUACGCGGCCGGUGUCGUUUCUGCUGCAGACGUCGUCUUCCUCGUUGCCAAGAGGGCGUCGCUCAUGCAGGAGUUGUGCUCUCGCGGCACCCACAAGAUGCUCUCGUUGCGGAUGUCGGCGGAGGACGUUAGAGCGGCCCAGGAGACGACCGGGCUGGCAUCGCUCGAGAUCACUUGCGUCAAUGGGCCGACGGCCACUGUUGUUGCUGGGUUGGAAGAGGACCUGCAGGUGUUCAUGAAACAGCAGCAGGCUGCAGGUGUCACAGCUGUCUUUUUGGAUGUCCCCUACGCCUUUCACUCUGCACAACUGGACCCUAUCCUGGAUGCGUACGAGAAAAGUUCGGCUGGUGUCAACUUUGUGAAGCCAAGAAUACCCGUUGCGUCGAGUCGCCUCGGGUGUAUCGUCGAGGAGGACGGCACUUUCAACUCGUCCUAUCUUUCGCGGCAAGCUAGGGAGCCGGUCCUGUUUUCACAAGCGGUGGCUGCAUGCCAGACCGCACAAAAGGUGGACCAAAACACCGUUUGGCUGGAGAUGGGCCCUGGGUCCACAUGCGUGUCUCUGGUGAGGCAGUCCCUUGGUACCGCCUCAGCCAAUUCACUAUCCACGCUGGACAGCAAGAAGGGAAUCUGGGAGGGGAUUUCGUCCACUCUGGCUACUCUUUACUCCCGAGGUAUCGACAUCAAUUGGGCCGAUUUCCACCGUGACUACAAGAACGGCUUGUCUGUCGUCGGGCUUCCGCAUUAUGCUUUCGACUUGAAGAACUACUGGCUCGACUACACCAGCCGCAAAGACCGCGCAGCUUCUGCCGUGGAGACUGUUGCUUCCAAGCCAGCACCCCAGUUUUCGUCACCGUGCUGGCAAGAGAUCGAGGAAGAAAAUUUCGGUGCUUCGGAAGCAUCAGUCAAGUUCAUCAGCGACUUGAAUCGGCCCGAGCUUGCUGGUAUGGUGCAUGGUCACGCCGUGGGAGGCAUAAGCCUCUGCCCCAGUUCAGUCUACGCUUCGAUGGCGUUCUCGUGUGCUCUGUACAUCUUCCAGAGGCGUGAUUCUGCACUCGGUGCCGAUGAGGUUCCUCCGAUGGACCUAUCAGAUAUGGAAAUAUUCAGCCCCUGCGCUGUGUCAACCGAUGCCGACCAGCGACAAGUCUUGAUGGUCACAGCCACGCAGCACUCCCCAUCCAGUCCCGUUGAGCUUGUUUUCAGCACCUCACACGACGACGAGGAGACAUAUCGUCAGAACGCAUGUUGUGUUGUUCACCUCACCACCAAGGCUGUCGCUUUCUCCGAGGCCAACAAGAAUCUCUACCUGAUCCAGGACCGAGCCGAGAUGCUCCGCCGCAAGGAGCCAGAGGGCGAUGUGCACAAGCUGAAGAAGAAGAUGGUGUACAAGCUUUUCAAGACAGUGGUUGACUAUUCACCACGUUAUUUUGGCAUGGAGGACCUCCUACUGAGCUCCGACCGCCCAGAGUCGUGCGCCCGACUUUGCUUCGACACACCGGCUGAACCGGAGAACUUUGUUCACAACCCAUUCUGGAUCGACUCGCUGGCCCAGCUUGGAGGCUUCUCGCUUAAUGUCAACCCACCCUCCGGACAAGACGAUGUAUACAUCUCCCAUGGCUGGCAGAGCAUGCGCAUCUUGCGCCGACUGUCUGACCAGGAGAACUACGCCUGCUACGUCUGCAUGCAACCCUCGGAGGCACAGCCGGGUGUUUGGUCCGGCGAUGUGUAUGUCUACAGUGGCAACACUGUGGUUGCGUUAUGCAUGGGCCUCAAGUUCAAGCAAAUGAGAAGGCCGCUGCUUUACAACCUGCUUGGCCAUGCCUUACCCAGCAAGCUGUCGCCCUCGGCGCCACCAACUCCGCCAACUCUAUCCAGGUCGCCAUCAGCCGCACCAUUGAGCCGGGUCAACACAGCUCGCUCCUUGGGCACAACUCCAUUCCCCGCCCUCGAGACUCACAAGUCUCAUGUUGGCUUCGUGGAUGUUCUUGGAGUAAUCACAGAGGCUGCAGGACUAGAGGCGAGUGAUGUUGCUGAUGCAUCGACAGAGUGGUCGAACCUCGGAAUCGACUCGCUGCUUACCAUCACGAUCCUCGAGGAACUCAGAAAGCUUACCGGCAUGGACUUUGCUAGCUCCUUGUUCACUCGGUUCCCAACAGUCGGGGACCUGAAGGUCUACUUCCAGAGCCAGCAGGUCGAGGCUAAGAGCCCCGUCGAGCCCGAAGCGCGACCUUGCAGACCGAGGGACACUUCGUGCUCGAGCAGGGCACGAUCCAGGUCGUUCCUCCCCGCGGCUGUCAGCAGGCUCAGGACGUCGACUUCUGUCUCCUCAAGCUCCAUGUUAUCCGAGGCCGACAGUGCAAUUGACGUCGGCAGUAGGAGCAGUGGCGCCUCGGACUCUGCUGAGCUCCUCAUUUCGAUCAUAGCAAGAGAGGUGGGCGUCAGCCGUGCUGAGAUCUCACCCUGGACAAAGUUCUCCGAGCUGGGCCUGGACUCGUUGCUCACAAUCACUGUCUUGGCGAUGUUCAGGCAAGAAGGAGGAAUCAACCUCCCGUCGUCAUUCUUCAACGAUCAUCCAACUCCCAACGACGUCGACGGGACCCUGAACUCUGCGAAACAGUCUCCUCUGGCGCCGGUUGCAUCAGAAGGCUUCGAGCACAGCCCUGGGCCCCAGAAGGAGCCACUGUCACUGUACAAGGGCCAAGCGCCCGGGACGGCGGAAUCACGGUAUGAAAGCAAGCCAAUCCUGAUCCAAGGCACACCACGUCCUGACGGUCAGGCUCUGUUCCUCCUCCCAGACGGCUCCGGUUCCGCCCUGUCCUACAUUAACCUGCCCCCGGUGACGACGACAUCGUCCCUCCCCGUGUACGCGCUCUUCUCGCCGUUCAUCUCGGACCCGGACGCCUACGACCUGAGCCUGCCGGAGGUCGCGGCCAUCAUGCUCCGCACCGUCCACAGCCUGCAGCCCACUGGGCCGUACAUGAUCGCCGGGUGGUCCAUGGGCGGGAUCCUCGCCUACGAGGCGGCGCGGCAGCUCCUGGCGGCCGGCGAGGUAGUCGACAUGCUGGGGCUGGUCGACAGCCCCUGUCCCCGGACUUUGCCGCCCCUGCCGGCGCCGACGCUUGACGUCCUCGACAAGGCGGGUCUCUUCUCUGGCAUCGACGGCAAGAGCAACGUCUCGGCGUCGACGAGAAGACACUUCCUGGCCAGCGUCCGCGCCCUGGAGCACUACACCCCGCAGGAGAUACCGGCCUCGGCGGCGCUGGGGAAGGUGGUUGCCGUCUGGGCCAAGGACAGCGUGCUCGAGGGCGUUGUCGACCAGGCCAAGCGGGAUGCGGUGAUGAGCGGUGAUGAGAUCGCCGGGGAGGCUAGGGACUGGCUUCUGGGGAAGAGGAAGGACUUUGGUGCUGCUGGGUGGGACAAGCUGACGCGGAGGGGGGUGACGGCCAGGUGCAUACCUGGGAAUCACUUCUCUAUUAUGUCGCCGCCAUUGAUCAAUAAUGUCCAGUCCGCUCUGACGGAUGGGCUGUUGCAACUUGGGCACUGCUGA
Diaporthe citri is the source of this 5679-nucleotide messenger RNA. RefSeq lists its product as uncharacterized. The transcript is spliced from 2 exons. The record is from RefSeq and is a predicted model, not a curated record. Gene Ontology annotation, biological process: secondary metabolite biosynthetic process; fatty acid biosynthetic process. Bases 1 to 5679 code for a protein of 1892 amino acids. Lineage: Eukaryota; Fungi; Ascomycota; Sordariomycetes; Diaporthales; Diaporthaceae. Gene Ontology annotation, molecular function: fatty acid synthase activity; phosphopantetheine binding; 3-oxoacyl-[acyl-carrier-protein] synthase activity.